AUGUUCACUAACCUAUAUCUACCCAUUCAUUCCUAUUCCGGAAAUAAUCAACUAAAAUGUACUGACUAUAUUUCAAUCCCAUUUCAUUUUUUUACAGGUAUUGUUGAUUAUUCGAACGAUACGAAUGAUAUUGCUGCUGUUAAUGGUAUAGGUGGAAAUGGUGGUGGCGGUGGUGACAAUUCAUUACAUUCAGGAGAUUUAAAUUCAAGUUCUAAUGAUGGUGAUGAUGAUGAUAAUGAUGUAGGAGAAAGUUUGAAUAAUCAAUCAAAAUUAUCAUCAUCAUGGAUUGAAAUUGUUCGACAACUACCACGACCGCCACCGCCACCGCCUUCAUCAAGUGAUUCAAAAACAAAUUGUAUCUGUGAUAUGAAUAAUAACAGUAAUAGUCAACAUCGUCCAAUAUCAUUUAUACCUGGCCAACCGGUACACGAUCCAGAACGAAUCAUAAUAUUUUUAAUAACACCAACAUAUACCCGACCUACACAAGCGGCCGAUAUGACAAGAUUAUCUCAAACACUUCAAUUAGUGCCGGAUAUUUUUUGGAUUGUAGUCGAAGAUGCUCAUAAUAGUUCUAGGAGUGUCGAAGAUUUGUUACGUCGAUCAAAUGUUCCAUAUGUUCAUCUACUUGGACCAAGACCGCCUACACAUUUAGACAAACGUAGUGGACGUGGUGUAUCAAAUCGAUUACGUGCAUUCGAAUGGCUUCGUGAAAAUUAUUCGAAUACAACACAAAAAGGUGUCAUAUAUUUUGCCGAUGAUGAUAAUGCCUAUGAUGUUAGAUUAUUUGAUGAAAUUCGUUCGACAAACAUAGUUUCAAUGUUUCCGGUAGGAUUGAUUUCAACACUUGGCCUUUCAACACCGAUUGUUAGUCGAAAAUCUGGAAAAAUAAUUGGUUUCCAUGAUCCAUUCAUUGGCCGAAGAAAAUUUGCUGUCGAUAUGGCCGGAUUUGCUGUUAAUUUACAAUUUUUUCUAAACCAAAAAAAAGCCACAAUGCCAUACAAAGUUGGCUAUGAGGAAGAUUAUUUUCUAAAAAGCCUUGGCGUACAAAUUUGGCAAUUGGAACCGAAAGCUGAAAAUUGUACACAGAUACUUGUAUGGCAUACGAAAACAAAACCUGCCGAUCAACCAAAAUUGCCAUUGAUGAAAAAAGUAACAAAUUAUACCGAAACAAAUUUACCCGAUCUAUAUGCUAAUCAAUUAGGACAAUCCUGAUAUGGUUUAUUCACAAAAAUAUACACACACAGUCGAAAUUCGAUAUACACUUUUUUUUACCAUUCCUUGAUCAUCAACAUAUAAAAAAAUCAACAAUUUUUUUUUUGAAACAAAAUCACAUUUUCAAUAUUUAUUUAUUUUUUUUAUUUGAUCACAUUCAUGUGUGUGUGUGUGUGUGUUUGUGUAUCAAGGAUCUUGUUGUUCCUGUAUUCCUAAAUAUAUUUUUUACUAUAAAGAAAUAACAUCAAUGAUGUGCCAACGAUAAACA
Molecule: messenger RNA, 1480 nt
Organism: Dermatophagoides pteronyssinus (European house dust mite)
Lineage: Eukaryota; Metazoa; Arthropoda; Arachnida; Sarcoptiformes; Pyroglyphidae
Product: galactosylgalactosylxylosylprotein 3-beta-glucuronosyltransferase 2-like
Biological process (GO): carbohydrate metabolic process; chondroitin sulfate proteoglycan biosynthetic process
Cellular component (GO): Golgi membrane
Molecular function (GO): galactosylgalactosylxylosylprotein 3-beta-glucuronosyltransferase activity
Source: RefSeq, a predicted model, not a curated record